AUGGCCACUCCGAUCGAGAAACAGGAGAUCGAGAAUUUUCGCAUGGCUGAACUGCUUCGAACAACAUCGAUAAACGCUUUGUGCCGCUCAUGGUUCUUAGACGAGAUCUGGGGCAUCAAAUCAGCGGCUAAUGACAUCUCUGCUUUCGAUUUCUACUUCGAGCAUUAUGAACAUCUCUGUUCAGCCGUCGAAGAGUCGCUUUUCUGGCUCACGCACAGCCAUGCUGUGUGCGCCGUUCAACGAAUGCUGACCCAGCGCCGCGGAUCUUGCGUGGAUGAGCUUCUAACAUUUGUCCCGCCAAGCACUGUCAACAAGACAUUGACCGUGGACAAAUGGAUGGCGUUUGUUGCGCACUCUUUGCUCUUCAUGGACAUAUCGAAGUGGCAACCAACGGAGACACUCCCAGAAAUGAUUGAUCGAUCGGUGGCUGUAAGAUCUGUGCAGGACGACUCCUUCCGAUUACCGAGAUCGUUCAACGCGCGGACGAUCGCAAAGGUUGCGGGUAUCAACGUUCAAUGGACCACACGGCUGACCUCUCACCUGGAGGUAUCCGGCAACGACUGUGAUGUCGCAGUGUUCCAUUGCGGAUCGGUGCUUGAGCUCUACCAGCGGUCGAAGCAUUCAACCAUCUUUCCGGACGGGUUCUUGGCUGAGACUGGCAAGACCAUGUCGUUGCUGCUACCAAAGUCAGAAACAUCUCUACGAAAAUGGCUCCUGAAUGAGAAAAGACAGCUCCGGCUUGACGGCUCGGUUCUCGCCUGCCCAUAUCUCCGAGCGUCAGAAAGGAACAUCCGUUGCUUUGACUACUACCGAGAACGCCUGAUCAUCUUGAAAGAAGUUUUCGACGAGCAUGAACCUCGUGGCAUUGGACAGUUUUGGCGCGACGACCGGAAGCCUGUACAAUGGUGGACCUUCUGGAUCGCCAUCGUCGUCUUUGUACUGACGUUGGUCGGUUGCGUUGAGGGGGCUUUGCAGGUGUACAAAGCCUAUUACCCGGAGGGUGACUCGAGUUCAGCGUUAGGAUGUAGAAGAAGAUUAUGA
Molecule: messenger RNA, 1041 nt
Organism: Cladophialophora carrionii CBS 160.54
Lineage: Eukaryota; Fungi; Ascomycota; Eurotiomycetes; Chaetothyriales; Herpotrichiellaceae
Exons: 1
Coding region: 1-1041 (346 amino acids)
Source: RefSeq, a predicted model, not a curated record